AGGGAGGAGUCUUGCUUGCGGAGGCUAGAGCGGACGUUAGACAUGGUGUUGGGGAGCGAGAAGGAGGCGCUGGGCGACGGGGACCCCAAGAAGGAAGAUGAAGAAGAGGAGGAGCAAGAAUUGGUGGACCCCCUGACCACUAUAAGGGAGCACUGCGAGCAGAUAGAGAAAUGCGUGAAGGCCCGUGAGCGGCUAGAGAUGUGCACGGACCGCGUGUCUUCGCACCCCAACACUGAGGAGGACUGCACUGAGGAGCUCUUUGACUUCCUGCAUGCCCGUGACCACUGCGUGGCCCACACACUCUUUGAAAGCGUGAAAUAAAUGUGUGUGGCUGUGCCAGCUGCUCCAGGCUCUGCCCUGUUGGGGGGCGUCUCAGUGGCAUCAUUUCCCAUCACAUCACCCUGGAUCUCGGACACUGUUGUACCAUGUGUCCUGUUAUUCUGCAUGAGCCCGUGUGACCCACAACAGCUCCAUUUGAAUAAAACCCAGUCAUCUGUG
Messenger RNA from Phascolarctos cinereus (koala), 498 nucleotides. It is a transcript of the gene UQCRH, whose product is annotated as ubiquinol-cytochrome c reductase hinge protein. Gene Ontology annotation, biological process: mitochondrial electron transport, ubiquinol to cytochrome c. Gene Ontology annotation, cellular component: respiratory chain complex III. The record is from RefSeq and is a predicted model, not a curated record. NCBI's taxonomy places the organism in Eukaryota, Metazoa, Chordata, Mammalia, Diprotodontia, Phascolarctidae.